Molecule: messenger RNA, 228 nt
Organism: Pyrenophora tritici-repentis Pt-1C-BFP
Lineage: Eukaryota; Fungi; Ascomycota; Dothideomycetes; Pleosporales; Pleosporaceae
Source: RefSeq, a predicted model, not a curated record
AUGCAACACGUAUUCGGUCAGCUACGGCCCGAUACGGAUAUACUGGCGCCCGCUACUGCUGUGAAGGAUACGGAGAUGGUCUGCGCGCUCGACUCAUCCCUUAGCUAUGAGGAACCGCUCGUCUACGGCGGCGCUGCUCGGAAACCAUGGGCAUCGAUGAGUGGAGAUCCGACUACGGGGGCUAGCGGGCUGAGGAUACAAAAAGUAUCGGCUAUGGAGAGACUUUAG